CGGACAGAACUUUGUGGUACAUUACAUUUUUUAAAAUUCUUUUAUAACAAUAAUAAAUAAUAUAUACUUUAAAUUUGUAUUUUUUUCAGGUUUGGGGUUGACAAUUGUGUUGCUCGGAACGUAACCGAGACGAUCAAAGGUUACUUCUCCGAGCCACAUCCGAACUGGAAAAAGACGCCGAUCUACGUCAGAAAGACGUGGUUCAAAAUUUUCGCUGUAAGUUACUAUUAAUUAAUUAUAUAUAUUUUAAUUUUUUAUGAUGUAGAUUUUUUAAUUUUUUAAAACUAAUUCUUAAUUUAAUUUUUUUCUGUCAUAGCAAAAAUACCAUUGGUCCAUGGGGGUCAAUGAGAAGGCGAAAGCUCGCUUGUUGGAUACGGUCUCCAACUGGAAGGGUAACUGGAUCGGGAAGGGAUAUGAGCGUGGAAAACCCCAUGAGCUCACUACGGAUGUGUGGGAUGGCCUCAUCCGUGAUUGGCGGGAUCCUGACUCCAUUAGAGUCGCCGAAUCUUGCUCCGCCUCCCGUCAGAUGGUAGAUGAGCACGGCCACGGGCCGAUGCUUCACUCUACGGGUCAAAAAUCCCACGCCGGUGUCCGUCUGGAUAUGGUAAUUAAAUAUUUAAUUUAAUUAAUUUAUAUAUAUGUAUAUAUAUAUAUAUAUUCUAACUUUCUUAAAUGUUUUUUAAGCCAAAGAGAUGGGAGAACUCCCGUCUCUUUUGGAACUUUACCAGAGGACCCACAAGAACAAGGCGGGCCAAUUUCUAGAUGCUAGGUCCGAGCAGAUCUUCAACGACUUGGUUGGUCAGGUUGAAGACCGCCAGACCCAGCUGACCCAGCAGUCCACCGACGGAUUACACGUCACCUUAUCCACACUUGAAGUGGAUAGGAUUUACGAGGAGGUAAAUUUUUUUAAAUUUUAAAUUUUUUUUAUUAUUCAUUUAACUUAACUUUAACUUUUUACUAACAAUAUUUAUUUUUUUGUUUUUAAGGUUGUCCCUAAGAAAAAGGGACGUACGUUGGGGACUGGUUCCGUCAAUGAUGUUCUGAGAGCGACAUCGUCUUAUGGUCAGAGAGACGGGAUAAUGAAGUCACUCAGCUGCGUAACGAGUUGGACUCGAUGCGAUCGGCGUUCACGGCUCGUAUGGGUGGAGUCAAGGGCUUCUUGGACGUUGUAGCGGCCUCAAAUCCGGAAUGGGAGUCUUUGUUGAGGAACAUGCGACGACAAAAUCUCAUUCCAGGCGAGUCAUUCGGCACACAUGAUGAGGCGGAUGUAGAGAGGAGGAGUGAAAAAUUCUACUGGGCGAUGAACGACCCUUAGUUCUUUUUUUUUCUUUUCGUUGGUUGUAUUAUAAAUUCAAAACUUAUUUAUGUAUAAAAUAUUUUCGUAUUUACGUUUAUUUUUCAAAUUAUAUUUUUAUAAGAAAUUAAAUAAUAUUUAUUAUAUUUUUAGUUCUGGAAAAUAAAAAAUCGAAUUAAAUUCGUAGCUAAAUUACGACUACAUUACGUGGAAAGUUUACGAGGAGAAUACAAGGAAAACUUUUACGUCAACACUACGAGGAAAGCUGUACGAGUAUUUUACGUGGAAGGGUUUACGUGUAAUUUACGAGGAAUUACUUUCGAGGUAUUUACGAGGAAAUGAAGCGUCCUCCUUACGUGGAAAGGUUACAUGGUUUUUACGAUGAAUACUUUUCUUCGUCUUUACGACGAAAUGUGUUUUUCGCUAGUUUACGAUGAAUUAACGAGGAAAAAUGCGUUACGGCGAACUAAUAACGACGAAACUUGUUUCCUUGGUAAUUCCUCGUAAAAUCUAUUUUACGACGAACUUGCUACGAAUUUCGCCAUCGUUAAUGUUGUGUUUUCUUGUGCUUAUGCGCUUUAGCCAUCUAAAGCUACACUGUUAAAUGACGUUGAGUUUAAAUUGACAACUUCAAAGUCUAACCAUCAGAUCUGAAAGUUAGUAAAGGGUAGCUACCAAAGACUUCUUCCUGAUUUUUAUCUUAAACAAACUCUGAAGUUAAUUUGACUUAUUAAACAAUUUAACCCUAUAGCAAUAAGAAACAUUCAUAACCUUCAAUAAACAAUCAUACCAAUUGCAGUGAUGACUGCUAUACAAACUGCUUGCUUGCUAUUACAACAUAUUCAACAAUAAGUUGGUUAGAAAGGCUUAGAGAGUAUAACAGUUUUGUCAACAUGGCCAAUCCUAAUUGGCCAUCUCUACUUAUGUUGGUCUUGGCUUUGUUUACCAUUGUUGUUCAUUCAAGUGCACAAUAUUCUCCUCCAUCACCACCACCAUAUGCUUAUAGUUCUCCAUGGCUUCCACCAUAUGUUUACAAGUCUCCUCCACUACCUCCAUAUGUAUAUAGCUCUCCACCGCCUCCUCCAUAUGUUUACAACUCGCCACCACCACCUCCAUACGUCUAUAGCUCUCCACCACCACCACCAUAUGUCUACAAGUCUCCUCCACCACCUACAUAUGUCUAUAGCUCUCCACCACCACCACCAUAUGUCUACAAGUCUCCUCCACCACCUCCAUACGUAUAUCCCUCUCCACCGCCUCCUCCAUAUGUUUACAAGUCUCCUCCACCACCUCCAUACGUCUAUAGCUCUCCACCACCACCACCAUAUGUCUACAAGUCUCCUCCACCACCUCCAUAUGUCUAUAGCUCUCCACCACCACCACCAUAUGUCUACAAGUCUCCUCCACCACCUCCAUACGUCUAUAGCUCUCCACCACCUCCUCCGUAUGUCUACAAGUCUCCUCCACCACCUCCUUAUGUCUACAGCUCUCCACCGCCUCCCCCGUAUAUUUACAAGUCUCCUCCACCACCUCCUUAUGUCUACAGCUCUCCACCGCCUCCCCCGUAUGUUCACAAGUCUCCUCCACCACCUCCCUACGUGUAUAGCUCUCCACCACCUCCACCAUAUGUCUACAAGUCUCCUCCACUACCUCCUUAUGUCUACAGCUCCCCACCGCCUCCUCCGUAUGUUUACAAGUCUCCUCCACCACCAUCUUACGUGUACAGUUCUCCUCCACCACCGAGCUAUAGUUAUAGCUAUAGCUCACCCCCUCCACCAAUAUACUAACCAUAUAUAUAUAAUACAAAGAAGGUUUUACUAAUAAAUUACGACCAUGGUAUCCACGGUUUUACAAUAUUUCCCUUUCGAGACUUCAAUAUAGACGAAAUGUACUUUCGUUUGUACUUAUGCUUUGUGCAUUUUGAUAUUGGGUUGUUGCUUAUGAUGUUUGUUAUGCCUACUAAAAGGCCAGUGUAUUAAUGUCUUAAUUUAUAGCUAUUGAAUAAACUCAAUUACUUUUUAA
Molecule: messenger RNA, 3316 nt
Organism: Brassica napus (rape)
Lineage: Eukaryota; Viridiplantae; Streptophyta; Magnoliopsida; Brassicales; Brassicaceae
Product: extensin-2-like
Exons: 1
Coding region: 2188-3081 (297 amino acids)
Source: RefSeq, a predicted model, not a curated record